Molecule: messenger RNA, 2308 nt
Organism: Cuscuta campestris
Lineage: Eukaryota; Viridiplantae; Streptophyta; Magnoliopsida; Solanales; Convolvulaceae
Source: the annotation of a GenBank genome assembly
UUCUAAUCUAAGUAGGAAAAGAAUUAUACUAACAAAUAUAAUAAGGAAGUAAUGCAAUAAGGAAAGUAAUGAAUAAUACUCUCUAGUAUUCUAUUUCCUAAUGCAUCAGUUUUUGGAGCACAGGUCGUCAUCAAUGGCUUCCAGCGGUUGGAUGCGGCCGUUUCUGCUCUGCAUUUCCCUGUUCUUGGGCUUCUCCUCUGCCGCAGAUCCGACUGUGUUUCUUGACUAUGAGGUUUCUUACAUGACUGCUUCUCCUCUUGGCGUGGAGCAACAGGUUAUUGCUGUUAAUGGGAAAUUUCCUGGGCCUCCAAUGAAUGUGACUACUAACAACAAUGUUAUUGUCAAUGUUCGGAAUAAAUUGGAUGAAGAUCUCCUGAUGCAUUGGUCUGGGAUUCAAAUGAGGAAGAAUUCUUGGCAAGAUGGGGUUCUUGGAACCAACUGUCCAAUUCCUGCAAAAUGGAACUGGACAUACCAAUUUCAAGUGAAAGACCAGAUUGGCAGUUUCUUUUACUUCCCUUCACUGAAUUUUCAAAGGGCAGCAGGAGGUUUUGGUAGCAUCAUUGUUAACAACAGAGAUGUAAUCCCACUUCCUUUUGACACCCCUUAUAAGGACAUACCUAUUCUGAUUGGCGAUUGGUUCACCAAAAAUCACACGGCUCUGAGGAAAACACUUGAUGCUGGAAAGAGCCUUGGAAUUCCCGACGGCGUUCUUAUUAAUGGCAAAGGGCCUUACAGAUACAAUAGUUCUUUUGUCCCUGAUGGUAUUGACUAUGAAAUCAUCACAGUCCAGCCCGGCAAAACUUACCGGCUUCGUGUGAGCAAUGUUGGGAUAUCGACGAGUUUGAAUUUUCGGAUUCAAGGUCAUAACUUGCUUCUAGCUGAGUCAGAGGGAUCAUACACAAUCCAGCAGAACUAUACUAGCUUAGACAUCCAUGUUGGACAAACAUACUCAUUCUUGCUCACCACUGACCAGAACGCGAGUUCUGAUUACUAUAUUGUGGCGAGCGCGAGGUUUGUGAACGAAACCAUUUGGAGAAGAGUCACCGGAGUUGCCAUUCUGAAGUACUCUAAUUCCAAGGGCGCGGCCCGCGGUCCUCUUCCGGACCCACCACAGGAUGAGUAUGAUAAAACCUUCUCUAUGAACCAGGCAAGAUCCAUAAGAUGGAAUGUGACUGCGAGUGGGGCUCGUCCCAACCCACAAGGUUCUUUUAGAUAUGGUUCUAUAAAUGUGACCGAAGUCUACGUCAUAAAGAACAAGUCCCCGAUGAAGAUUGGAGGGAAACAACGAACCACCAUCAAUGGGAUCUCAUUUCAAAACCCAAAGACCCCAAUAAGGCUCGCCGAUUGGUUCAAGCUCAAGGGGGUGUAUAAGCUCGACUUUCCCGCGGGCCCACCAUCCACGGACUCGCCUCUUCGGGUCGAGACAUCAGUCAUAAACGGUAGUUACAAAGGGUUUAUGGAAGUUAUACUGCAGAACAAUGACACUAAGGUCCACACGUAUCACUUGAGUGGAUACGCGUUUUUCGUUGUCGGGAUGGACUACGGGGAGUGGACGAAUAAUAGCAGGGGAACAUACAACAAGUGGGAUGGGAUCGCGCGCACGACAGCACAUGUUUACCCGGGAGCCUGGACAGCAAUCUUAAUCUCCUUGGACAAUGUUGGGAUCUGGAACCUGAGAACCGAAAACCUGGAUUCGUGGUAUCUUGGUCAAGAAACAUACAUCAGAGUUGUUAAUCCUGAGAUGACAAACAAGACCGAGCUGUCUAUCCCUGACAAUGUCCUCUACUGUGGCCUCCUUCAAAACAAACAAAAGCCUCAAGAAGUGUCGUCGUUUGCGACUACGGGAAGGGAACCGAAAGUGGCGGUUGUCGUGGUGGCGAUGGUGUUUUCUGCAUUGGUGUCUUUUUUGUUCCCAUGAUUCCUGCAGAGUUGGGGUUUGGUUGUUGAGGAUUUGUAAUUUUAAUUAUAAAAAAAAGAAGGAAAUUAUUGGUGUAUUAACGUAGCAGUAAUGUUUUUUUUAUUCUCUGGUCAAUUGUCACCCUUAACAUGUGAGUAAUUUUUUUUUUAAAUUCUCCGGUUGUAUUGAUUUUCUUGCAGAGAUUUCAACAUUCUUUUAUGAGAACAAGGUGUGAAGAUUUUUUUUAAGGUGUGAAGAAUUAGUUGAACAAUGAGAGUCUGUUUGGUACACGGAAUUGGAAUUGAAUUAGAAGUUGAGAUUCUAUAGAAUUGAUUUGGAUGGAAUUCAUAUUUGGCCAAUCUCAAAUUUACAUAUUUUUAUGCUACCUAAUAGUAAAAUUGGAAUUGUUAU